Messenger RNA from Saccharomycopsis crataegensis, 2382 nucleotides. RefSeq names its product TFIIH/NER complex ATP-dependent 5'-3' DNA helicase subunit RAD3 (gene RAD3). Bases 1 to 2382 code for a protein of 793 amino acids. Gene Ontology annotation, cellular component: nucleus. Gene Ontology annotation, biological process: transcription by RNA polymerase II; positive regulation of mitotic recombination; nucleotide-excision repair. The transcript is spliced from 2 exons. Lineage: Eukaryota; Fungi; Ascomycota; Saccharomycetes; Ascoideales; Saccharomycopsidaceae. Gene Ontology annotation, molecular function: ATP binding; hydrolase activity, acting on acid anhydrides, in phosphorus-containing anhydrides; DNA helicase activity. The record is from RefSeq and is a predicted model, not a curated record.
AUGAAGUUCUUCAUCGAUGAUCUCCCCGUCCUCUUCCCUUAUCCAAAAAUCUACCCUGAGCAGUAUGAGUAUAUGUGUGAUAUCAAAAAAACCCUAGAUGUCGGGGGAAAUUGUAUUCUUGAAAUGCCUUCUGGAACAGGAAAAACUGUUUCACUUCUAUCGUUGACAGUAUCGUACCAAAUGUUUUAUCCGGAACACCGAAAGGUUGUAUAUUGUUCCCGUACUAUGUCAGAAAUUGAAAAGGCACUUAUUGAAUUGCAGAAUUUGAUGAAAUUUAGAGCAAAAGAAUUGGGUUAUGUUGAGGACUUCCGCGGGCUCGGUUUGUCGUCACGUAAAAAUUUAUGUCUUCAUCCAACAAUUUCAAAAGAAAGAAAAGGGACUAUUGUUGAUGAAAAAUGUCGUCGAUUGACCAAUGGUCAAAAUAAACAGAGGAUUGAAAAUGGUGAAACAGAUAUUGAACUUUGUCAGUUUCAUGAAAAUUUAUAUCAAUAUGACCCUACAAACUAUAUUGAGCCAGGUGUUUGGAGUUUCGAUGAUUUGAUCCAGAAUUGUACUGAACGGAAUGUUUGUCCUUAUUUUGCCGUUAGAAGAAUGAUCCCACAUUGUAAUAUUAUUAUUUAUUCAUAUCAUUAUUUGUUGGAUCCGAAAAUUUCCGAAAGGGUUUCCAAAGAACUCUCCAAAGAUGCUAUUGUCAUAUUCGAUGAAGCGCACAAUAUUGAUAAUGUCUGUAUCGAAUCUUUAUCCAUUGAUUUGACCACCGAUGUUUUGAAGAAAGCCGGAAAGGGAGCUGGCAACCUAUCUAAAGCUAUCAAAGAAAUGAAGCAAAAGGAUGCGAAGAAAUUGCAAGAUGAAUAUGAAGCGUUGGUCAGUGGGCUUCGUGAAGCCGAUUUUGUAAAUCAAUAUUCAAACGAGCCGGAAGAAAUGUUUGUUGAAAAUCCUGUGUUGAGCGAAGAUUUACUAAAAGAAGCUAUUCCAGGUAAUAUCCGAAGAGCUGAGCAUUUUGUGUCGUUUCUUAAGCGCUUUAUCGAAUAUUUGAAAACCAGAAUGAAGGUGUUAUACGUGAUUUCUGAAACCCCUGCAUCCUUUUUACAACAUUUAAAGGAAUUGACCUUCAUUGACAAGAAACCUUUACGUUACGUAAGUGAACGAUUGGCCAUUCUUGUAAGAACCCUUGAAAUUUCGGAAAUUGAAGAUUUCAAUGCUUUGAAGGAUAUUGCCAUGUUUGCCUCACUUGUUUCUACUUACGAAGAUGGGUUCCAACUUAUUCUUGAACCUUUUGAAACAGAUAAUUCACAAGUCCCAAAUCCAAUUCUUCAUUUCAGCUGUCUUGAUGCAUCAAUAGCAAUGAAACCAAUUUUUGAAAAAUUCAGUUCUGUGAUUGUUACUUCUGGGACUAUUUCCCCUUUAGACAUGUACCCUAAAAUGUUGAAUUUUGACACAGUGAUUGAAAAAUCGUAUGCAAUGACCUUGCCUCGUCGUUCAUUCUUACCAAUGAUUGUUACCAAAGGUAGUGAUCAGGUGGCCAUUUCUUCCAAAUUUGAAAUCCGUAAUGAUCCUUCAGUGGUACGAAAUUAUGGUUCCUUGGUGCUUGAAUUUUCUAAAGUUUCUCCUGAUGGGUUGGUUGUUUUCUUUCCUUCAUAUCUUUAUAUGGAAGGUAUUAUUUCGAUGUGGCAAACCAUGGGGAUCCUUGAUGAAAUUUGGGGAUAUAAGCUUAUUCUUGUGGAGACCCCCGAUGCCCAGGAAACUGCUCUUGCUCUUGAAACAUAUCGUACUGCUUGCUCAAACGGCCGUGGAGCGGUAUUAUUUUCUGUUGCUCGUGGUAAAGUUUCUGAAGGUAUUGAUUUUGAUCAUCAUUAUGGGCGUACAGUUCUAAUGAUUGGUAUUCCAUAUCAAUACACAGAAUCAAGAAUUCUUAAAGCCCGUCUUGAAUUUUUACGUGAUAAUUAUCUUGUUCGUGAAAAUGAUUUUCUUUCCUUCGAUGCCAUGCGUCAUGCUGCCCAAUGUUUGGGACGGGUAUUGAGAGGUAAAGAGGAUUACGGUAUUAUGGUUUUGGCAGAUCGUCGUUUUCAAUUCAAGAUUGAUCAAUUACCUAAAUGGAUUGCUCAAAAUGUUGCCAAAUCAGAUUUAAAUUUAUCAAUUGAUAUCGCGAUUGCUAGUGCAAAGCAAUUUCUUCGAACCUUGGCCCAACCACUCAACGAAAAAGAUCAAGAAAACUCGGUUUGGACUUUGGAUCAGCUAACGGAGUUCCAAAAGCAGCAAGGAUAUGUUCAAUCAGGUCACAAUGGAGAAGGUGGUGGUGAAAUUCAAGAAAUGGAAGUUGAUGAAUUUGAUGACAUGGAUGACGAUGAAUUUUUGAAAGCAUUGGAACAGCAAAAUGAAUAA